UUUGACAUGCUGAGUGUCAUUUGUUAAACUUUAGGGCAUAGAAAACUGAAACAUGUAUAGUAAAACGCGUACAACUGCGCAAUGUGACAUAUCACGAUAUUUCAUGAAUGAUUAUGGAUAGAUUAAGUAUAGAACAAAUUGCCAUUCUUGUACAAUGCCGUAGCUUUGAGUAAAUUGUCUGAAAAAUCAAACAAAUCGGGUAAACAUUUGUAAAAAAUGUCAAAACUGAGGCAAAAAUUUUGUAGAGCUCCGUCACUUUGCCUAGCUUUUUGUAGUUCCUGGCAAUGAAAAAAUGCAAUAGAGCAUUUUUAAUUGUGCUAAAAUUAAACCGUAUUUCAUCUAAAGCACAAAAGAUUCAGUGCUCUAUUCAUAUUUUAUAAAGGGCAAAUAACAGCACGGCACCCACUAACUUGACGUUCAAAGGAAACAAAACAAUCAAUCGAAACUGCAAAAAAAAACAAAUUAAUGUCAUUUCCAUUUCUACAGAUGUUCUAAAAUGAACGCAUUCUUAAGUGAAACGAUUAAACUGAUUAGAAUGAUUCAUAACUAAAGUCACUCAGUCUUUGUAGCCUUUUCAUUAUUGCCAACUCCUCUAUGCACUCUGUAACUGACGAAAAAAAUUUUGGUCUGAUCGUUAAAACAUGAAGUACAAAUUGGAUGGACCUAGUAACGCACCUAUAAAUAGCAAGUGGCACGUAUAAUCAUACUGCUGGCCGAUACCGUUUUGAGAAAUUUUCGGUCUUAAUUUUGACUGCAAAAAGAAUGAUAAAAUUAUUUACAUAGCUGGCACGGGAGGAGCCAGUACGAACUUUUCACUCCUAUAAUGCAAUUUUUACCAUGAUUUUUUACUAAUUUUUUUAAAAUUUAAGUUUUACGAUGGCCCGUAAGGGACAUCAGCAAACAUAAUAUGUGGUGGCAAACAUUUAAAUCGUGGAAGCAAACAUUUAAAUCGUGGAAACAAACUUUUAAAUCGUGGAAGCAAACAUUUAAAUCGUGGAUGCAAACUUUUAAAUUGUGGAAGCAAACAUUUAAAUCGUGGAUGCAAACUUUUAAAUGUGGAAGCAAACAUUUAAAUCGUGGAAGCAAACUUUUAAAUCGUGGAAGCAAACUUUUAAUAUAAAUCGUGGCUGCAAAAUUUAAGCAGCUUGUACCAAAAUCGAGCGUAUCUUUUUAACGUAAGUUAAUAGCGUUGAUACUAAAGCGAUAUCUUGCGAAAUGCUCGUUCAACAUUCCCAUUAUGUAUUGUAUCUUUUGCGGACUCGUUAGUGGAGUUGAUGAGAUUUGCGACGACUGUUCAGCGCAACCUAACCACGAACAGCUGAUAACGAACUACUUUCAUCGUGGUUAUCCCUAUGAAGCGAUUGUGGGACUUUUAGAAAAGAAAGGAAUUGAUAUGUGUUUAAAAACUCUAAAGAGGGAUUUAAACGCUCUUGGUUUGAGAAGGCGAGGUAAUCCCAUGCCGAUUGAAAGAAAUCGCAUACGUGCUGCAGUUCUUGAAGAAAUGCAUGGACCUGGCAGACUCUCUGGUUAUAGAAGCAUUUGGCAUGCAUUACGUUUAAGGCAUCGAAUUCAUGUUCCUCGCAAGUUGGUGGCGGAUUUAAUGAAAGAAAUUGAUCCUGUUGGCGUCGAAGAACGUAGAGCCCGAAGAUUGAGAAGACGAACUUUCAACUCAGCUGGAGCAAAUGCAACUUGGCACGUGGAUGGUAGGUACCAAUGGAUUGACUCACUACAAAUAUGA
This is a messenger RNA of Xenia sp. Carnegie-2017, 1738 nucleotides long. RefSeq lists its product as uncharacterized. The record is from RefSeq and is a predicted model, not a curated record. Lineage: Eukaryota; Metazoa; Cnidaria; Anthozoa; Malacalcyonacea; Xeniidae.